UACCGGCCCCGAAUCAAUAGUUCCGCUACUGAAUGUGAUCCAGACACCUUGAUAAACAUCAAUACGACCUCGCCAGUUGCAUAAAAAGAUACAUUUAAAAAUGCAUAUAACCAAUGGAUGAUCCCGUGGAACGGUGCUGAUAUCCAAGUACAGAGAUACGCUGACUAAACCUCCGCGUUGUGAGGAGAUUUGGCAACUGCACUGUCACACGCUAUUCUAUAGCUAAACAGCUGCAGAGUUGCGUCGUUGAGGAAUUUUGUUGGAAAUAUAUAUAACAAUUUACGAAAGUUCCUUCGUAAUUUGAAAAUAGUGCCGAAAAUCUAUCACUUCCGAUUAAGGUGUGGCUUCUAAAUAAUUAACUUGUCAGCAAUGGGUGAAUUGACUGGGUUCCAAUCAUUACCGGUGGAGAUGCAGUAUCAGAUAUUUUCUUAUUUGGACUUACCCUCUCAUCUCAAUAUCAGGAAGGUCUGUCGACAAUGGAACCAAAUGAUUAUUGAACAGGAAAAAAUGUACUCUACUUUUGUAAUCAAAAUUGAUCAUCAAAAUGGAUCAGAUCCAGCAUUGUCUAGUCUGGUGGGAUGGCAAAAUUUAAGGGUAGUGGGAUUACAAAAUAAAGUCUCGGUAAAUGCAAACUUCAUCAAAACUCUCCUGAAGAUAGAAACGUUUCGAAAAAUAGAGUUCAAAGAGUGUGGAAUCUGGUGGACUUAUCUACUACAUAAAUUUGCGGGACAUCCUACCUGGACAGAUUUGGUGAUCUAUGACUGUUUCGCAGUCAAAGAAUCUAAGCGCCAGUGUCCAUAUAAGAUUUCCUCAAACUCUGAGAAACGGCUCACCUGCAGGUUGAAGAGGAGUAAUAUGAAUGCAUUCAUGGACAGCAUAAAUUAUGUCGAGCUACAGUUGAUGAGUCUUAACGUGCAGAAGCCGCUAAACGGAAAGUGUCCACAAUUAAACAUGGCAAAAUAUAGGGAAAGUCUGCAUUUACUCAUCCAAAGGUGUCGAUUCUCCCUGAAGGAGUUGAACGUUUAUACAGAAGGACUGCAAGGCUGCCAUAAUUUGGCCGAGUAUUUUAAUGAUAUGCCUCUGGAAAAGUUGCGGCUUCCUGUCCUCAACGAUCCUAUAUUCGCCACUGACGAUUGUCUUGCCAAAAAGCUAGACCUAAAGGAGGUGAUAUUACCAAAGCUGAUGAAGUCUAAUCUUAGGUCUUAUGCACCAUUUCUGAAAAGUAUUGUAGAAAAGAUUCCCAAAACGGUUACGGUAGUUAGGAUGGAAUCUGUUGAGUAUAUGAUACCCGGCUUUUUUGAGGCUUUCCCAUCUUUGACAAAAUUCCAUUGUUGCUUCAGCCUUAAGGAGUAUUUAAGUGGGGACCCGUGCCCAAGCAUGCGCUCACUGUGGUGUAAUAUGCUAGACAUAAAUGAUAGAAACCAAGUGAAAGUUAGGUUUCCAGGGUUGACAGAGUUCGAGUGGAAUCAUAGAAAAUUUAUGUAACUGCACAUUCUGCUAGUUUACUUUUGAUUAUAUUCAUUAACUUUUAUUUAGAGCAUCAUGAUCAAAAAUAUAUGUACAUGUACAUGUCAAUAGUAAUUUAUGACAAUACCAGGUCAAUCGUGUAAUUGCAAAUAUUCCUAAAUCUUUUUGUGUCAGAAUUUCCUACAUAAAUUUCCUCAUCAAAGCUAAAAAAAAUCCCUUAACACCGUUAAAAGUCCUUAAAGAUUUUCAAAAAAAUUCUUAACAACAUCAAAAAAACCUUUGCACGGUUAACAAAAUUCAUUAGCAAUAUUACAAAAAAAUCCGUAGCAUCGUUAAAAAAACAAAUUAAAAGUAUAUUAGUUUGCUUCACUUAUUGGUUCUUGGCAAAUUCCGUUACCCUCUAAGAAACCUAACUAAGUUAUUACCAGGCGGAGUAUCUAUGUGACUCUACCACAUGGUAAUUAAUUAAUGUAUUAUUGAGUGGUAGACAUUUUGUUACCAACCUGGUGAUAACCCCGGU
Folsomia candida is the source of this 1987-nucleotide messenger RNA. RefSeq lists its product as uncharacterized. Gene Ontology annotation, molecular function: protein binding. The coding region runs from base 370 to 1485 and encodes 371 amino acids. The transcript is spliced from 2 exons. NCBI's taxonomy places the organism in Eukaryota, Metazoa, Arthropoda, Collembola, Entomobryomorpha, Isotomidae. The record is from RefSeq and is a predicted model, not a curated record.